This is a messenger RNA of Aspergillus melleus, 483 nucleotides long. RefSeq lists its product as uncharacterized. The transcript has a single exon. The record is from RefSeq and is a predicted model, not a curated record. Lineage: Eukaryota; Fungi; Ascomycota; Eurotiomycetes; Eurotiales; Aspergillaceae. Bases 1 to 483 code for a protein of 160 amino acids.
AUGAAAUACGCCGCAAUCUCCAUCCCCGCCUCCUACGGCCGUCUCGACUCCUCCCCAACCCCCGGCACCGUCGCCGGCAUAAUCCUCGGCUCGGUCUGCGGCUUCAUCUUCCUCCUCUACCUAAUCUACCUCGGGCUGUCCUCGGGGCGCCGAUUCAGCGGAACCCCAUCGACCAUCCCGCCGUCCGGCACGGGGACCGAGAUCUCAGAGGCCCAUUCGGGCCGGUCAUCGCGGUUUAGGCGACGACGCAGGGAUGAUAUUGUGGAGGUGGAGGAGGGGGGGAGGGGGGGUACGGAGGACGGGGAGAGUCGGAUUGUGGUGGAGGAGAGUAUGACGAGUCGGAGUCGCGAUGAUGGCGUGGUCGAGGUUAUUGAGGAGGAGGAUGGGAGGUCGCAUAGGCCGUCGAGGGCGGGGACGGGGAGGAAAGGGGGGUAUAGGAGGGAUAGGUAUGAGGAUAGUGAGUAUGGGAGUUCGAGGUUUUAG